This is a messenger RNA of Tuber aestivum (summer truffle), 5633 nucleotides long. The record is from the annotation of a GenBank genome assembly. Lineage: Eukaryota; Fungi; Ascomycota; Pezizomycetes; Pezizales; Tuberaceae.
GACUACCCAAGCACGAGUACAAGACAGCACAGGACGAGUACGAGUACUCGUACAGGUACUCGUACUCUACCGGGAUGGUACGGUCCUAUUCCCCACUGUCCAUCACCUAUCGCCACACCUACACUACCGGUAAGGGCGCCGUACCGCUACGGUACCGCAGACGCUUGCUGUCUCCUCGCACAUCGAUAGCGAUGAGGCAUCGCUCUUUUCUACCUAGGGCAUCACCAUACCGGACGAGCCCGAGUGCGGUACAGCAUGGUAUGGUAUAUUAUCGUGGUAAUAUUUAUUUCAGCUCUUCGUCAUCGCCAUUCUAUCCUCUGCCUCCUUACCCGGAUCCCCUCCGCCUUCUCUCCCAUACCGCGCAGCACUGUAUGGGUGGUUGCUUUGGGAGCUACCGCAUUUCCCUUCUGCUAUGGUACCUGUACCUGCUCUGCACUUGUGUUCCGUCCCUUCCCAAAGCGAUUGCGGUUGCUCUGGUCUGAAUAUGUAUGGGAACGAAUUUCGCUGGCUUCGGUUUUGGAAGGCAUCACACGUACCGGUACUGGCUGUACUCGAGCACCGUGCAUGGCGUACUAGUACAGUACAGGUACGAGCACGGUAGAGUGCUAGAGUAGAACACUCGAUCCGCCCUUUCCCUGGAGCCUCCUCUUCCCGAAACAUCCACGGUCCACGAGGUGAGGAGGGAUAUGAUAAUAUUGUGCAUGCAAAUUUACCCGCCCUCCAGAAGGACUCGACAUUGAAAACCAAGCCCUCCCCGUGCAUCCCACACACCCAGCCAGGCCCAGCCAUUUCUGCCAUGGCUUUCUUCUGGUCUUGGUCUUGGUCUUGGUCAUGCCUCUCGCUCGUUCCCCCUAAGCCCACUCGGUUAUCCUAGCAAAAGGAGGGGAUGGCUGUCUCCAUUUUGCCGCACUUGUAUCCUGCUCUCUCCUCUAUUUUUUUCCCCUGGUGUUUCUCGCUCCCAGCGGCGCUUGUACUCGUAUGUUAAAUGGUAGCUUCUUGAAUACCGGUAUCGCCCCCAUACUUCGUGAGAUCUUUCCCUAGAAUUUCCCUUCACCCCUCCUCUCCACUCCUCUCGUUCACUCCGUCCACGCCCCCCCCCUCCCCCCCCCAUCACACUCGCUAUCUUCUCUCAUUGUCGCUCGCUUGCUUCGGUGGGGUGCAGAGGGCGAGCGGAAAAACUAGGAGAAAAUACCUACACUCGUUCACCCCGAUUGCUUAAACGUCACUUACCGGCAAGUGUACGAGUACUCGAGUACUUCUGCCUCAGCCACCUCCACUUCGCUUUUGCCCAUUUGUCGAGCAGCCCGAAGUAUUGGCAGCACCCCCACUUCCGACCCGUACGGAAUCCCCUGGCGUCCGAAGAGUUAGGAUAGUUCCCCCCCUCCCCAUUCCGGGCUUUCUCUGGAGGGGAAUUGUUGCUUUUCUGAUUUUCGGAAAGGGAGGAAGAGGUUUGCCCGGUACCGGGGAUCAGCAAGCCAAGGAUCUUGAUUAACUUGUUGAUUGGGGGAAAGGUUCCUUAUUUAUUGAAGGGUCCGAGGAAAAAAGAUACUUGUGCCACUACACAGCAGGCUUGCAUACACGGAAGGGAAGGGGGUUCAAGAACUUUAAGGGAAAAAAGGGAAGAAAAAGGAAAAAAAGAAAGAAGGCCUUGACGCUUUUCAGCCUCAAUUUCGCUCUCGCUGGCUUCUGCCGUAGGCUAUUUGAUAGUACGGAACCGGUACAGUACGCGCCGUAACCCCCCAUUGCUAUUCUACCCAGGCACCACUGCCUCUUGUGCUUCUUAAACCUGCACAAUUUGGACCGGUCGUUGCAUCCUCCAGUCGGAACUCAAGAAGUCCAAACCCCGGGGCACCCGUUCCAAGGAAAACAACACUUUCUUUCGUCCCUCCAGCAAUUCAUAAUACACCCACUUUCCCUCAUUUCUGCAAGAAGAUCUGUGGGAAUUCCGAGGUAAGUUACACUUCUGAAGCCCUUUUUCCUGUCGACCUCCCUAGAAACGGUAGCCGUCUGUGUGCAUAAGGGGGAGGUACCUCUUAUUUUGCGGAUUGAGAGCUGACUGGUUCCUCAACCCGUUGAAUUUACAGCACUUUUUUGCGGUCUAGACGAGCUUGCGUCUGGGGAGAAGCAAACGCCCGAGCAACUGUCUCUACCGGCAUACGCUCCUCUUUGAGGUUGUACUCGUACUUUUCUCAGUAUCAUACCACUGAUUGCCCAAACUUUCCUUGUUUGGUGAUUCCUUGGUUUCAAGCUCAACCCCUAAAACGAAUUAAACCUACGGAAGCACUCAACGCUUAGGCUUGGGGUCUAGGUCCUUGGGAGGAAUUAGGGGAAUAGGUAUGAUACACAAUUCAGCUCCUUUCCUUUUCCUUCCUUGCCUUUCCCUUCCCUUCCCUUCCUCUCCCUUCCCUUUUUAUUUUUUAUUCCCCUAUUUUGUUUAUUUUUAUUUUUUUAAUAGUCUGGAACAGAUAUUUGAGCAGCAAACAUAGAAUCCUUGGAUCACUCAAUUGUCUCAAGGGCCCACAGAUAUAAGUGGUUUGCGGGCAGCAACCUAUUGCGAGGGAACUGACGAGCACCUGCGGAAAUAGUACGAACAGGAAUUACAAUGACCACCGCAGCGGUCGCACAAAUGUAUUCGCUAAAUAACUCUUCCCAUGAUUCUGCCGGCGGAACGGUCGCCGCGUCAACAGGCAGGGACAGCUACGGACCACGAACGCCAACUUCCCCGGUAUCUCCACGAAAUUCUAUGCAGCAGGUACGCCGUAAGAGUCUUCCGCCAUCCUCCCCUGUUCAUCAGAGACAGCAAAGUCUCCAGUUGAAUGGCAUCAAUGAGCAUGGCACUACUCACCAGAAUCCCUACCCCUCGCCUGAGCAUGCUCAACACGACUCGCCCAUGCAAGGGACCGCUCAGCAGUACCAACAAAGACUGCCAACCUUCCAUGGACGUGUACAAUCUGUGCAAUCAUUGGAGUCUCGCGACCUUCAAACCCCGUCACCCGACCUCGUCCUUGACGCAAGAAGGGAGGAAGACCCACCUGUGCAAGCUCCUCUUUCCUCGCCUACCUUUAGCCACCACCACAUCACCCAUCAAGCCGGACCAAUGCCUCAGCCCCAGAUGGCGAUAAUAUCCUCCGGAGAGAGCCACCGUUCGUCGUCUAAUUUUGGGGAUGAGGGCCCGGGGCGCGAAUCUCCCGCCAGCCAGGCCUCCUCGGGCGAAGACGCCAGAAUGUAUCCACAACUCCAGUACCAUCACAACCAAUUUUCCGAGAACGGCGCUUACCGGGAAAAUAAUGGGAGCGGAGGGCUCGGUGCCGGCGGAACAGGUCCGUAUCCCAGGAGGAAUUCAUCAUCACCAACCUCUUCCGAUGGCCAACCGCCCAGUGGGAGACAUUUGGCCGCACCAGAACCCAACUAUCGAAGGGACCCUUCCAGGUCUUCUUCCGUGUAUUCGUCUUGGUCCAUUGACGGCCGUGGAAGGUCUCCCGGAUCGCCGCACCAGCGAGCUGUUAGUACACAUUCCUACGACAGUCGGAGGUCGUCCUAUACCGAUUUGACACAGCCUGUGCACAUGCAAGCCCCGCCGCCCCCUAUCGCCUCGUUCGACAAUUCUCAUCUAAGGAACAAGGUCGGCGCGAACGCUUCACUUCUCACAAACAAGCAGACCUUGGAGAUGUACCGGGCAAAUGCGAAGAAGUCACAAGAUCCCUACUUGCAGUACGAGUUGGCCGUAUUUAUGAUACAAGCGGCCCAGAGCACUGGUGAUGGAGGUGAGUCGGGGACGCCAUCCCCGAGGGCGUCUGGAGGUAAGGGUGACCUGAAUAAUCCAUAUGAAGCAAGCUCCAAUGCUUCCAAGAAUGAGACCCUCCGCGAAGCUCGUCAGAUCCUUGAACGAUUGGCCGGAAAAUUGCCGCAAGCUCAAUAUUACCUUGCUGAUGCUUACGCCUCCGGACUUUUUAACAAAGGAAAGGAGGAAAAUGAGAAGGCUUUCCAGUUAUUUGUCGCGGCCUCCAAGCACGGUCAUGCGGAAGCUGGGUACAGGGCGGCCUUGUGCUUUGAAUUUGGCUGGGGUUCGCGAAAGGACCCCUUGAAGGCUGUUCAGUUCUAUCGUCAGUCGGCGAGCAAGAAUCACCCUGGCGCCAUGACACGGCUGGGGAUGGCCUGUCUGCGGUCGGAUCUGGGGCUCCAAGGCCGCUACAAGGAGGGUGUAAAAUGGUUGAAGCGCGCGACCGAUGUAGCGGAUGCUCAGUACCCGAAUGCGCCGUAUGAGCUAGGAUGUAUGCAUGAAACCGGAUACGGGGAUGAUGUCUUCCAAGAUGAGGGUUACGCCGCACAACUCUUUACCCAAGCUGCGGAAUUGGGGCACCCAGAUGCCUACUAUCGUAUGGGCGAUGCAUACGAGCAUGGAAAACUGAGUUGCCCGCGUGAUGCAGCGUUGAGUGUCCACUUUUACACUGGCGCUGCACAGAGAGGGAAUGCUAUGGCUAUGAUGGCUCUCUGCGCUUGGUACCUUGUUGGUGCUGCACCGGUGUUGGAAAAGAAUGAGGACGAGGCUUAUCAAUGGGCUUUGAAGGCUUCCGAAUAUGGUUUGCUAUCACUGAGCUGUCGGUUGUGGUCGUGGGCUAAUGGUUCACGCACAGGUCUUCCAAAAGCGGAGUACGCUAUCGGAUAUUUCACCGAGAUGGGCAUUGGAUGCCGGAGGGACCCAUUGGAGGCCAAUGUCUGGUAUGUCAAGGCUGCCGGCCACGGCGAUGAGCGCGCAAUUGCCCGAUUAAAGGUCAUCCAGGAGGCCGCGUCGGGAGGCUCACCCACGAAGAAGGAUAAGAAGAAGGAGAAGACCGGCAGCAGGGGCGUUCUCGAAAAGAGCCGAGACACCGGUGACGGGGACUGCAUAAUUAUGUGAGGCGGGGCCUGGGUUUUCGACGGCUUCAAUUCACAUCUGGGUCUUUCCUUUACACUCCCUUUUUGCCCUUUCUUAUUAGCCUUAGCCCUAGGGAUCCCUUUUGACUUACUUUCCUGUUGGUUGACCUACGCAUAUUGCUUUUUAUUUUUUUCUAUUUGCUUCUGGGGGUUUCUUCUCUUCCAUUUUCCAUUUUGUUUUCCCAUCUUUUCUCACUGUUUCUGCAUCCAUCCGAUUCUUUCCUAUGUGGCAUCAUGGCAUACGUUCCUUGGACUUGGGAGCCGGACAACCUAAAAAUACACCUACUUUCCCUUAGCAUCGGUAGCACUUUUCUUCCGUUUUCGCAACUCCUUUCCCCCCCCCCGUUAUUACGCCAUACUAUAUAUAUGCAUCGAAGUGCUCCCUAGCAUUUAUCUUUUUUAUUUUAUUUUCGUACUUCUUUCCAAAACAUUUGGCGUCAUCUAAGGUCGCGGAACCCAUUCCUUUACCAAAAAAAGAAAUAUGAUUGCUUUUUUUUUUUUUUUUUCGUUUUGCAAUUUUCUUGCAUUUUACGUGGGGGAUAAUUUACAAUUGGGAAGUGGGGGGGGGAGGGAGGGAAAGGAAGCCGCUCGGGCGAGAAACGGUUAGUAUUGGGGGGAUUACUGUACGUAAAGUACAUCAAACAUUUGUUGUAUCUAUCUAGUCUAUGUUAGGUGAUUUAUAGUUAGUUGGUAAUGCAUAAUGAGUGUGUCUACAUUAG